Molecule: messenger RNA, 5648 nt
Organism: Dama dama (fallow deer)
Lineage: Eukaryota; Metazoa; Chordata; Mammalia; Artiodactyla; Cervidae
Gene: ZNF774
Product: zinc finger protein 774
Exons: 5
Coding region: 278-1729 (483 amino acids)
Biological process (GO): regulation of transcription by RNA polymerase II
Cellular component (GO): nucleus
Molecular function (GO): RNA polymerase II cis-regulatory region sequence-specific DNA binding; DNA-binding transcription factor activity, RNA polymerase II-specific
Source: RefSeq, a predicted model, not a curated record
UGUGUCCCCACAGCCCUGUCACGAAUCCCGGUCGGGUUCUGGGCAGGACCGCCACGGCGUAGCGGGCCGGCUGCGGCUCGGUGGUGGAGGACCCUCGCUCGGUUUUCCGUCCGGGGCUGGGCCCGGGGGCGGUUUUAAACCAGAGAGAUGAUAUGCAUUCCCAGUACAUUCUAAGUGGCCAAUAGCAAUAUCUGUAAAUGCAUCAGUGUUCCCAGGAAAUGUGUUUGUGUAUUCUAGUAGUACCAGGUGCUUCGACAGGAACUGAUGACCCUCAGUGAUGUGGCUGGGGACUUCAGGGACAAGUGGGUUACCUGGACACUGCUUAGAGAGUCCUCUUCAGGGAUACCGCCCAGCACAGAUACAAGAAUGGGCUCCCAAAGGGAUUUCGAAACCAAGUGUAAUCUCCCAGCUGGAGCAGAAAGAAGAGGCAUGGGUCCUUCCACUGCAAAAUUUUGAGGCAAGGAAGAUCCUGAGGGAAAGUCACACAGAAUUUAAGCAUCAGGUGGUACAACUCGAUCAGGACGUUUCCGAAACUGCAGAACCAUGUGGAACAUCCUCAGAAGGGGCCAAUAAAGAUAUUUCUCCUCCUCCUAGCUGGGGAGGAAACUGGGAGAGGGGUCUUGAGUUAGAAGGGCAGCAUGGUACCCUCUUGGGAGAGGGUCAGCAGGGGCCCUUUUCACAGGAGAAGGAAUUAAACAAGCUCCUGGAAGGAUAUAUAGGAAAGAAGCUGGUGUGUGUGGAAUGUGGGAGAAGCUUUAACCAGAGCUCCUAUCUCAUAAGGCACCGAAGAACCCAUACUGGCGAGAGGCCCUAUAAGUGCAUGGAGUGUGGGAAAGGCUUCAAACAGAGUUCAGACCUCAUCACCCACCGCAGAACACACACAGGAGAGAAACCCUACCAGUGCCACAGGUGUGAGAAAAAAUUCAGCGACAGCUCGACCCUCAUCAAACAUCAGAGAACCCACACGGGCGAGAGACCCCACCAGUGCCCUGAGUGUGGGAAGACUUUUGCACGGAAACCUCACCUCACGGUGCACCAGAGAACCCACACCGGGGAGAAGCCCUACGUGUGCCUUCAGUGUCACAAGAGCUUCAGUCGAAGCUCCAAUUUCAUCACCCACCAGAGGACCCACACCGGAGUGAAGCCCUACAGGUGUCGCGACUGCGGGGAGAGUUUCGGCCAGAGCUCGGAUCUGAUUAAGCACCAGCGGACCCACACGGGAGAGCGGCCCUUCAAGUGCCCCGAGUGCGGGAAGGGCUUCCGAGAUAGCUCUCAUUUUGUGGCCCACAUGAGCACUCACUCGGGAGAAAGGCCUUUCAGCUGUCCUUACUGCCACAAGAGUUUCAGUCAGAGCUCGCACCUGGUCACGCACCAGAGGACACACACGGGCGAGAGGCCUUUUAAGUGCGAUGGCUGUGGGAAGGGUUUUGCCGACAGCUCUGCCCUGGUCAAGCACCAGCGGAUCCACACCGGAGAAAGACCCUAUAAAUGUGGCGAAUGCGGCAAGAGCUUCAACCAGAGCUCUCACUUCAUCACCCACCAGCGGAUCCACUUGGGAGACAGACCCUAUCGCUGCCCCGAGUGCGGCAAAACCUUCAAUCAGCGUUCCCAUUUCCUCACACACCAGAGAACGCACACAGGAGAGAAACCCUUUCACUGCAGUGAAUGCGACAAGAGCUUCCGGCAGAAAGCACACCUUUUGUGCCAUCAGAACACUCACCUGAUGUAGGAAAUAGUCUUUCGUGCUUCUCCUCCCUUCCAAAUUUCCGUCGCUGUUGUCUUUGUUUCUGUUUUUUCUUGGCUGCGCUGCAAGGCACAUGGAACCUUAAUUCUCUAUGUGCAUGCUCGGUCGCUCAGUCAUGUCCAACUCUUUGCAACUCCAUGGACUGUAGCCCGCCAGCUCCUCUGUCCAUGGGAGUUCCCAGGCAAGAAUACUGGAGUGGACUGCCAUUUCCUUCUCCAGAGGAUCUUCCCGACCCAGGGAUGGAGACCAAGGGUCAAACCUUGCAUUAGAAGUUCGGAGUUUCAGCCACUGGACCACCAGGAGGUCCCACUGCUAUUAUCUCUAAGUGCUCCAAAUAGAGAAAAGCUGAGCAUUGGUAGCUCAUGUCAGGUCCUAAUCUGUUCUCUUUUUCUGUUUUUUCAUGGCAAGGAUAAACCUAGAGGGUCCAAACAGUGUUCUAAACACAAAAAGCAUUCCUUCAGUGUUUUUGACUGACUCAUAGAGAAAUGUGAGUUUUGUGGUUGAUGCCUGGUUACUAAAAGAGAAGUGAGAUAAAUGUAGUCAUUCUAUCAUUGUGUGUGUGCUAAGUCCCUUUGGUCCUAUCUAACUCUUUGUGACCCCAUGGGACUGUAGGUCACCAGGCUCCUCUGGCCAUGUGAUUCUCCAGGCAAGAAUACUGGAGUGGGUUGCCAUUUCCUCCUCCGGGGAUCUUCCUGACCCAGGGAUCCAACCCAGGUUGCUUGCAUUGCUGGCAGAUUCUUUACCGCUGAGCCAACAGGGAAGCCCUAAAUGACUCAUUAUGGGUCAUGUAAUUAACUCACAGAAAAACCAGAAUCUGUCUGCAGGUCUCCUCUUCCACAACAUGGAACAGACCAGCUCUGGGAUUUGUUAGAGCAUCUCUGAGACACCACACAACUGAAGGAACCAUAUUAUGUCCAUUAAACCACUCUGAAAUUGGAGAAGAUGUGGGGAGGUAGCCUAGGUUCCCAAUAACUUUACAGGGUCCGAUGCUGGGGUCCUUGAUCCUCAUGGAAGAUGUAAGUGGGUAAGGAGGGAGUUGGGUAUUGAACACUCUGGAGAGAAAAGUGGGAGACUGAAGGUUUUUCUUUCAAGCUUUCCUAUGUCAAUACAGACUAACAGAUCAGCCUUGGAACACUAGUUCUCUUCCAGUAUAUGGAGUGCCAUCUGAGUGCUAAAACAGGGGCUAGAACUCAGAUGAUGACCUAAACACUUUCUUUAAUAGAUAAUUGAUCAGGGGGACUUCCCUGGUGGUCCAGUGGCUGAGGCUCCAUGCUCCCAGUGCAGGGGGUCCAGGUUCUGUCCUUGGUCAGGGAACUAGAUCCCACCUGCCAAAACUAAGCAUUCAAAUACCACAACUAAAGAUUCUGCAUGCCUCAAUGAAGUGCUGGUGCAGUCAAAUAAAUAAAAAUAAGUAUUAAAAAAUUUAUGUCAUUUAUUGUGCCCAUCUUUGCAUGAAAUGUUCCCUUGGUAUCUCUGAUUUUCUUGAAGAGAUCUCUAGCCUUUCCCAUUCUAUUGUUUUCCUCUAUUUCUUUGCAUUGAUCAUUGAGGAAGGCUUUCUUAUCUCUCCUUGCUAUUCUUUGGAACUCUGCAAAAACCCAGUCAACCCUCAAGGAAAUCAGUCCUGAACAUUCAUUGGAAGGACUGAUGCUGAAACUGAAACUCCAAUACUUUGACCACCUGAUACGAAGAACUGACUCAUUGGAAAAGACCCUGAUGCUGGGAAAGAUUGAAGGCAAGAGGAUAAGGGGACGACAGAGGAUGAAAGUUGGAGAGCAUCACUGACUUGAUGAACAUGAGUUUGAGCAAGCUUCAGGAGUUGGUGAUGGACAAGGAAGCCUGGUGUGCUGCAGUCCAUGGGGUUGCAAAGAAUCAGACACGAGUGAGUGAUUAAACUGAACUGAAAGUAUUAAAAAAUAGAUAAUUGAAUGGGAAAAAAAAUCUGGUUAAUUCAGUGCUAUAAGUUCAUAAAAUGUGAUCCCUGACCAGCAGCAUUAUCAUCAUCUGGGAACUUGUUAGAAAUGCAAGUUCUAAGUCCCCAUCCCAGACUUACUGAAUUGGAAGCUAGGGGUGGGACCUAACAAUAUGUGUUUUAUUUAAAAAUUUUUUUCAAAGAUUUUUUUUUAAUGUGGACCAUUUUUUAAAAAGUCUUUAUUGGAUUUGUUACAAUAUUGCUUCUGUUUUUUUUUUUUUUUUUAACUUUGCUUUUCUCACCGCAAGCUCCAUGGGAUCUUUGCUCCCUGACCACAGAUCAAACCUGUGUUGCCUGCAUUGGAAGGCAAAGUAUUAACCACUGGACUACAAGGAAAGUCCCACAACAUGUGUUUUAAUAAGCCCUCCAGGUGAUUAUUAUGCAUGCCCAAGUUUGAGAACCACAGCUUUAAAAGAUAGCUCUUCUACUAAAGGCAGCCACAGUACUAUUAUUGUUCCUACAAAAAAUUAACAAGAUUUUGUAAUACUCCAAAUACUAAUACAAAUACUGCAGUCAGUGUUCACAUUUCCCUAAUUAUCUUAUGUUUUUUUAUUUUUAUUUUUACUUUACAUGUCUUUUGGUCGUGCUGAAUGGUUUUCAGGAUCUUAGUUCCCUGACCAGGGAUUGAACUCAGGCAGAGUCCUAACUGCUGGACCACCAGGGAAGUCCCCGUUUUUAUUUUUCAGUUUGUUUUGAAUCAAAAUCCAGAUAAGAUCUUUGCAUUCAACUGAUUGAUAUGUUCCUUACAGAAGUCAUCUCUCUUCUCUCUCCUUUCCUUGUAUUUCAUUUGUUGGGAAAAACAAAAACAAAAACAAAAAACUUGUCCUUUAAGUGUCUACAGGUCUGUAUUUUGCUAAUUUCAACCUAUGGGAUCCUUUAACAUGCUCCUCAUCAUCUGCUUUCCUAAUGUUGGUAGUUGGAUCUGUAAAUAUGAUCAGAUUCAGAUUUAGGGAAGGGUAAGGCAAGAAUGGGCUUCCCUGGUAGCUCAGUGGUAAACAAUCUGGCUGCCAGUGCAGGAGAUGUGAGAUCAAUCCCUGGGUCAUUAAGAUCCCCUGGAGAAGGAAAUGGUAACCCUCUCCAGUAUUGUUGCCUGGGGAAUAAAAAGAUCCUGAUGCUGGGAAAGAUUGAAGGCAAAAGGAGAAGGGGGAGGCAGAGGAUGAGAUGGUUGGAUAUCAUCACCAACUCAGUGGACGUGAAUUUGAGCAAACUCCAGGAGACAAUGUAGAACAGAGGAGUCUGGUGGGCUCCAGUCCAUGGGGUCGCAAAGACCCGAACAUGACUGAGUGACUAAACAACAACAAUAUGGGCAAUAACACUCCAUAGUGAUCUUAUGCACUUCUGUCAGGAAGCACCUGAUACCUCUUUUUGUCUCUUUUCUUAUGAAGUUGGCUACCAUUGAUAAGCCCUUAUUUCACUUGGGUUUGCCAAAUGCUUUUAUAUCUGUCAUCCUUCUUCAUCUAUUAGCUGAAAUACUUUUUUUUUUUUCUCAUUUUUGCAACAAGCUUUUAUUACUUUUUUGAAAUACUUCUUUAAAGAGAACUCCCCCAAUCAACUAUUUGGUUUCCCUGAGGUACAGCUUGUAUAGGAACAACAGUUGCUUGAUUAGAACCCCUCUGAUUUCUUCUUAAUAAAAGUAUAUAAAUGUGGGCCUCCAUGCCUUAGAUUUUAAAUGCCUUCCAGUGAGAGACUCUGCUCUGACAGGACAUUUAUAAAUGCAUAAGUCUCAGAAUAAAUUUCUUCUAAUGGCCUCUGAUGUUUUUCUCCUGCUUACACCCCUCUAGUUUGACUAGGUUCUCCAGAAAGCCGUGUGCUAAAGAGCUCAGAAAACACUUGAGUGAUUCCUUAGGGAUGGACUUGCUAAGUUGCCAAUUAAUAUUGGGUUGACCAAAGAGUUGGUUCAGGUUUUUCCAUAAGAUGUUACAGUAAAAUCUGAAG